GCUUAAGUCAAUUCUUCAUGGAAAUCAACCUUAGAAUGGUAUAAAUAGACGUUCCCUUGCGUCUCGUCCUCCAUUUCGGUCGUAACAUCGCAAGAGUGUCAUGUCACACAGGAAGUUCAGUGCUCCUCGACAUGGGUCGAUGGGAUUCUAUCCCAAGAAAAGAUCGCAAAGACAUCGCGGAAAGGUAAAGGCUUUUCCAAAAGAUGAUCCUAGCAAACCUGUACACUUAACAGCUUUUAUUGGCUAUAAAGCUGGUAUGACUCAUGUUGUGAGAGAAGCGGAUCGUCCAGGUUCAAAGGUGAAUAAAAAGGAGAUCGUAGAAGCUGUUACUAUCCUUGAAACUCCACCAAUGAUUGUAGUCGGUCUUGUUGGAUAUAUAGAAACACCACAUGGAUUGCGAGCACUUGCUACUGUUUGGGCAGAACACUUAUCUGAAGAUUGUCGCAGACGUUUCUACAAGAAUUGGUUCAAGAGCAAAAAAAAGGCGUUCACUAAAGCGUCGAAGAAGUGGCAAGACGAUCUCGGCCGCAAAUCCAUUGAAGCAGAUCUUAAGAAGAUCAAGAAAUAUUGCAGCGUUGUUCGCAUCAUUGCUCAUACUCAAAUGAAGUUGCUGAGACAACGUCAGAAAAAGGCUCAUAUUAUGGAGAUUCAAUUGAAUGGUGGCACCAUUGAAGACAAGGUGAAUUGGGCACGAGAACAUCUGGAGAAGCCUGUGCCUGUCAGCAACGUUUUUGCUCCUGACGAAAUGAUAGACGUAAUUGGUGUCACUAAGGGCAAGGGUUACAAAGGUGUCACGUCUAGAUGGCACACCAAAAAAUUGCCGCGUAAGACUCACAAGGGUUUGAGAAAGGUCGCUUGUAUUGGCGCAUGGCAUCCUAGCCGUGUGUCUUUCACCGUUGCGCGAGCCGGUCAAAAGGGAUAUCAUCAUCGCACGGAGAUGAACAAAAAGAUCUACAGAAUCGGACAGGGCAUCCACACUAAGGACGGCAAGAUGGUAAAAAAUAACGCCUCAACGGAGUAUGAUCUUACCGAGAAGACUAUCACGCCCAUGGGAGGUUUCCCGCACUACGGUGAGGUGAACAAUGACUUUAUCAUGAUCAAAGGUUGUUGCAUGGGUCCGAAGAAGCGCGUGAUCACACUCAGAAAAUCUCUAUUGGUGCACACAAAGAGAUCUGCGUUGGAAAAAAUCAAUCUCAAGUUCAUCGAUACCAGCUCCAAAUUUGGACACGGUCGCUUCCAGACCGCCGCUGACAAAGCUUCUUUCAUGGGACAGCUUAAGAAGGAUCGACUGCGCGAAGAUCAGGCGCAGGCCGCCAGCUCAGCUCCAAAUGCUGCAACAUCGCAAUAAAAAGAAAAAAACGUACAAUCUUUUGCGUACGUUUUUUUAUAUAAAUAUGUACACACAAUGUACAUGAUGUAUGACAAAAUAGAUUACGAGAAAUCGUA
This is a messenger RNA of Pseudomyrmex gracilis, 1446 nucleotides long. It is a transcript of the gene RpL3, whose product is annotated as 60S ribosomal protein L3. The record is from RefSeq and is a predicted model, not a curated record. The coding region runs from base 101 to 1348 and encodes 415 amino acids. Gene Ontology annotation, biological process: translation; ribosomal large subunit assembly. The transcript has 8 exons. Gene Ontology annotation, cellular component: cytosolic large ribosomal subunit; ribosome. Gene Ontology annotation, molecular function: RNA binding; structural constituent of ribosome. Lineage: Eukaryota; Metazoa; Arthropoda; Insecta; Hymenoptera; Formicidae.